AUGAGUUCAGAAGGAAUUAAAAAGGUUUUAGAGGCUGAGUGUGAAGCUAAGAAAUUAAUUGAAUUUACUGAGUUGGAGGCUAAAAAACUAUCAAAUGUUGCUGAACUUGAAGCAAAAAAUGAAGCAAUUUUAUUAGAAAAAGAAUGUGAAGAAUCUUUAUUAAAAUAUAAAAAUGAAUUAAAUGAAGAUCUUAAAACAUUUAAAAUAAAAAUUGAUGAUGAAUUAAAACUAGAAAAAGAGAGAAUUAAUAGUUUAGAUGUUGAAAGUUUAAUUGAAAAUAUAUUUGAUAAAAUUAAAUAA
Hepatospora eriocheir is the source of this 300-nucleotide messenger RNA. Lineage: Eukaryota; Fungi; Microsporidia; Hepatosporidae. The record is from the annotation of a GenBank genome assembly.